CCGGAAUUUGAAAUUUAAUCCCCCAUUUCGGGGGGAAAGUAAAACACAAUGCCCAUGACAUUGUGUGCUAGAUGGCUUAUCGUUUGUGUAGGAGUGAGCAAAAAACAAACGCAAAUUCGGAUGGUUUUCAGACGGACAGGCCUAUUGUAUGCUGCGUACAUAUCAAUGCAUGCGAAAUGGUUUAGCUGGAGCGGAAGUCGGAGAGGUGAUCUGUCCCAUCGAAUCAAUUGCCAGUGAUCCAACAAUAAUCCACAUUAGAUGCAAUAUCGAUUCGAAGGACUGUAAUGAUUUAUAUAUAAGCCUUUAUUCACUUAUUCAUUUCCGAUUCCGGAAGACGUAUUGGGAGAGUCAUUGGACUGCAGGAGAACAGCAAAAGAAGAGGCAACUGCAACAAGAAAAUCAUGCAUACAGUCAGGAACUGGAGGAUGCGGCCAAGCCUAUACCAAUACAUUCCUCUUACACCAGCGAACAUGUAAUUUUCAAGUCGGGAGGAGAAGCGGUGAUUUAGGAACAUUUUUAGAUGAAACAAACGCUCACGAUUCACCUGCAAUAGAAAACUGGAGGAGUUCAGAGGAUGACACAUUCAGCGCUCUCAUGAACCGGCUGCGAAAUGUUGCAGUAGACGUAGAAGAUGAUCUCCCUAGGUGGCUUGAAGAGGCCGAAGAAGCGCAAUUGGAUUCACCGCGUGUAGUCCCACAUGAUUCAAUUCAGCGUUUGUUAGCCCGCCUCUGAUCAACAUAGGUUUUUAUUCUUUCAAAAUCUGGGAGGGGGUUUGAAUUCCAUAUAUGAAACCAUUUUUAUAGGCUCGAAUAAAAAAGUGGUUGGAAUUAAUGAUAAUUGUCAAAUUAAAAUGCAAAAUCGAUCAACCAUGCUUUAAACUACCUUUCAAAAUGAUGAAACAAGACAAAGUAAGGAUGUAAAUUGUUGAUUAUAAUUAUGAAUACUGAAUUUCGGAGACGGAUUUUUAGACUAUUUUUGCAGAUAACUAGUGAGAUGAGAUAAAAACCUUGCUGUAUGUUCUCGAAAUUAUCAUAUUAGAGUUUUAUUGCUCCAAGGCAUUUUUAUGUUCCUUCUUUUCUUUUUGUUUAAUUUCAUGUUCUAAUUCCCUCCUUUAAUACUAUCAUAAGCCUGUAGAGUUGUUUCAUGCAUGUUUCUUUUGAGAACAUUCCAACUUCUCCUUUUAAUUGUCAUUCAAGAGGGCAUUUAAAGAUCUGGCGGAAAAGCUUGCACGUAUUUCUAUUUUGUUUUAUGAAUUGUCGUAAUGCGAUGGCAAUAUGACAAAGAUAUAAAUUUCUUUAUUUUAUGCCUCAAUACAUACGUUUGUUCCAUUUACAAUAUCAUAUUUUGAAAUAUUUUUAACUAGGAUAAUUUUAUAACAGUAGCGUGUAAUUGUUCUCAAGCUCAAUGAAAGACUGUUUCAACCUCUGAAAUUAUAUUACAAUGUUAAGGCAGCAGUUUCAUGAUUACAUGCACUUGCGUGUAUAUGAUAACUAAAGAAAAUCGUAAUGUUGAUAUAAAGCAAAUUAUUUUUAAUGAUUUUACAUUAUUUUAACUGAAUCCAGAAUAAUUUGUAUUCCUGAAUGCAGUAUGAAAAUUUACAUUCCCAUAUCAAAAUUAUUGCGUGUGGGCGAGGCAGUGACAUCAGAUAAGAUAUAGUUUAGACCAGACUUAUUUCAAUAUUUACAGUAACGAUGUGCUCAUGACAAUGAUGAUAGAUAUUAUGUGCUAUAGUCACGUCAAGUCCAGUACUAUUAAACACAGCCAAUGGUACUAAGCUAGAUCCCCAUCACUCUCUGAUUGGGCUGAUAAAUCACUGUGCUGUCAUCAAUUUGAAACAAAUCUUUGUUUACACAGUCAUGUAGCGGACAUACUAAAUGAAGAUGGG
Lytechinus variegatus (green sea urchin) is the source of this 1885-nucleotide messenger RNA. RefSeq lists its product as uncharacterized. The coding region runs from base 149 to 508 and encodes 119 amino acids. NCBI's taxonomy places the organism in Eukaryota, Metazoa, Echinodermata, Echinoidea, Temnopleuroida, Toxopneustidae. The transcript has 6 exons. The record is from RefSeq and is a predicted model, not a curated record.